AUGCAGGCUGGGUAUGCCGCGGGGUUGUUAUUCUUGUGUCCGUUGGGGGAUUUGCUGCCGCGGAGGCCGUUUGUGGUGGGAUUGGUUGGUAUUACAGCGACGUUGUGGCUCGGACUUUGCUUGACAUCGAAUCUGGGUGUCUUCACCGCAAUCUCUUUCCUGGUAUCGAUAACCACAGUCACCCCACAGCUCAUGCUUCCCCUCGUGGGUGACCUGGCCCCUCCUCACCGUCGCGCAGCCGCCCUUUCAGUGGUAGUAUCUGGCCUUCAACUCGGCAUCCUCAUCGCGCGUGUGCUCUCCGGCACAAUAUCCAACUUUGUCACCUGGCGCGCUGUAUACUGGAUGGCAUUCGGCCUACAGUAUCUUAUUUUCGUCCUGCUCUGGUUCUUCAUGCCCGACUACCCUGCCACCAACACCUCUCUCAACUACUUCCGCCUCCUCUGGAGCAUCGUGCAGAUGCUCACUCGGCAUCCUGUUCUUGUCCAAGCUUGCCUUGCAGGCUUCUUCACCAGCUCUACAUUCACCUCCUUCUGGACGACCCUGACCUUCCUUCUCGCUGGCGCGCCGUAUUUCUACAGCCCCUUGGUCAUUGGCCUCUUCGGCCUCAUCGGCAUUGCAGCCAUGUGCUUCGGUCCUGUAUACGCACGCAAGGUCACCGAUAAGUUCGUGCCGCAUAUGACUGUCCUCUUCGGCUUGUUCUGCUGCAUGCUCGGCAUCUGCUUCGGGACCUACCUCGGCACGUUUACGGUCGCAGGCCCUGUGUUGCAGGCGUUCCUGCUCGACUUCGGUAUGCAGACAGCGCAGAUUGCGAAUCGGAGCGCCAUCUACGCGAUUGAGCCGACACGCAGGAAUGGUGUGAACACUGCGUUCAUGGUUGCGACGUUCUGCGGGCAACUCAUGGGUACGGCGGCGGGAAGCCACAUCUAUGCGGAGGCUGGGUGGAUUGGUAGUGGUAGUGCGAGCGUGGGGUUCAUAGGGGCUGCCAUACUGAUCAUGGUCGCGAGAGGGCCAUGGGAAACACGGUGGGUUGGGUGGGGGGGCGGAUGGAGUUUCAAGAAGAAGAAUCAGAACAGUGCAGAUGGGAAGACGGCGGAAACUGGGAACGCAAUCCGAGGAAUGGAACCUUCAGAUGAGGAGAUGGGCGCCGAGGUGAAAGCAUUGGAUGAGGCGGCUGCUGAGGAAGAGCAUCAACGGCCGCUCAAAGACGAGAGCGAGAAGAGCAAGAGGAGUAGUGGUGUGGACAAAAUUGGUCUUGUAAAUAAAUAG
Paraphaeosphaeria sporulosa is the source of this 1266-nucleotide messenger RNA. RefSeq names its product MFS general substrate transporter. Gene Ontology annotation, molecular function: transmembrane transporter activity. The coding region runs from base 1 to 1266 and encodes 421 amino acids. NCBI's taxonomy places the organism in Eukaryota, Fungi, Ascomycota, Dothideomycetes, Pleosporales, Didymosphaeriaceae. Gene Ontology annotation, biological process: transmembrane transport. The record is from RefSeq and is a predicted model, not a curated record. The transcript is spliced from 2 exons.